This is a messenger RNA of Colossoma macropomum (tambaqui), 1659 nucleotides long. RefSeq names its product HERV-H LTR-associating 2a, tandem duplicate 1 (gene hhla2a.1). The transcript is spliced from 8 exons. Gene Ontology annotation, cellular component: external side of plasma membrane. NCBI's taxonomy places the organism in Eukaryota, Metazoa, Chordata, Actinopteri, Characiformes, Serrasalmidae. The record is from RefSeq and is a predicted model, not a curated record. The coding region runs from base 282 to 1487 and encodes 401 amino acids. Gene Ontology annotation, biological process: immune response; positive regulation of T cell proliferation; cell surface receptor signaling pathway.
UUUAAGUAACUUCUAGUGUUUGUUAGUAACAUUAGCUUCCGAACGCCAACGCUUACCUACUGAAGGACAAAUUAGGACAACCAAACAAGUCCUGGCUGACGACAUCAGGGGUGAAUUCGGGACGUCCGAAACAUCUCGCCGCCUAUUCAGUUCACUGCGGAGGACUGCAGAGUCUGAUUACAUCCCUUUCACCAAACCUGUACUGAGGAGCUCCUUUCUCAGUUCCCUUCUCCCUCUCACUUUUCCCUCUCACUCUCUUUUCUCUCCCUCUCUCUUUGCAUAUGCAUCUGCGGGACUUUCUGAAUCAGAGUGUGUCCUACACACUCGUCGGGGUUUACACGCUCUUAUGGAUUCUUUCCUGUGUUCAGAGUAAGACUCCAGAUGUUGACGUCACGUGCAUCUACUCUGAAGACUGCAUCUUGCCUUGUUCCUUCCCUCCAACUGAUGAUGUGGUUGUUAUUCAAUGGUACCAACAGGAGAAGCUGAUAUACAGCUUCCAGCAGGGUGAAGACGAACCUGACGACAGCAGCAUGUCACUGUUCACCGACGAGGUGUCCAAAGGAAACGCUUCCCUGCUUCUGAAGGACAGCAGGAUUCAGAGCAGAGGACGGUACAGAUGUUUGAUCAAUGCCACCAAAACUGUCAAGGAGUCGUUUGUCAUAGUGAAAGUUGAAGCUCCCAUCAGCAGGAUCUCCAUAGAGGCCAGCCCCACUGGGCAAAUUCAAUGCUCAUCACAUGGUUUGUAUCCAGCUCCUGUGUUGACGUGGUCUACAAAUCCAAGCAUCGGUAACCUGCGGUCUCUCAUACGAAUGAGUCCAGAUUCAAACGGCCUGUACAGUGUGGAGAGCACGCUGCAGAAAGUGAACAAGAGCACCCCGCUCACCUACAUCUGCACCAUCACAUCCAAGUACAGCUCACAGUCAUGGAAGGCCUCACUGCUUCAGACAGAAAUGGUAGGAAAGAUUGGCCAUGAACUGAUCAUUCCAUGCCUGGCUCCGAAAAAUCUGAAAAACUUCACUCUCACUUGGACGUUUGCAAAAAGGAACAAAAACAAAGAUAUUCUUACCUACCACAGUCAAAGCCACAAGGUCAUAAAUCAGUGGAAAGAAGAGGCAGAGCUGGACCUGGAAAAGGCUCGAACCGGGGAUGGAUCCCUUUAUCUAGAUGAUCACGAGGUCUCAAAGCAUGCUGGGAAAUACACCUGUACAUUCUCAGGCCCCCGGGUCACAUACAUAGUCCAAACGUCCGUCAGCGUCAGUUCUUCCAGUGCAGCUGCACAGAAAGAAAAUAGUAAGUCUAAGCUGUGGGUGCUGGCAGUGGUGGUGGCUGCGCUGACUGUCCUUGGUGUCCUUUACUACUUAUACAGAAAAUACAUAGGAAACUCUAAAGCGUUGGAGGAAGACACAGAGAUGCAGGCUGUGAAAGGCAAAACGCCAGAGGAGGUACCGGCAGAAAUCAGCCCACUGAACGGCAAAGGAGACUCUUAGCUAAGGAAAGAAAGGGGGUUUAAGAAAAGGGGCAUAUUAGACAACAAACACAGAUAAAUAAAGGAACAGCUGUAGGUCAACAAACUCGCUGUUGUUCAUUUUAUGCCGUAACUCACUGGCUGUCCUCAGUGCUCAAGACUGAAACUUUAAGGCACUGACUUUGUGAUGUUUU